Messenger RNA from Solea solea (common sole), 1475 nucleotides. RefSeq lists its product as uncharacterized. Lineage: Eukaryota; Metazoa; Chordata; Actinopteri; Pleuronectiformes; Soleidae. Gene Ontology annotation, cellular component: synaptonemal complex. Gene Ontology annotation, biological process: synaptonemal complex assembly. The transcript is spliced from 11 exons. The record is from RefSeq and is a predicted model, not a curated record. Bases 324 to 980 code for a protein of 218 amino acids.
AUAGCUACUUAAAUGGUAGCAUUUAUAUCAUCUCUGUAGCAUUAGCAGCUAAUGCACAUGAACAAAAAUGAAGAUUAAAAAAAAGACAUAAAACGUGGUGAAUAUUUAUAACACCGUUGUUAAUUGCGUGGCAGGAAAGUAUAACGACACUUCAAAAGUGUGAUCAAUAGUAAGCUAGCGUUAGCUGCAUUUCAGCUCAGUUUGGCUAAUGUUGACGAGAGGUGAAUUUUAGAGCUUUAGAAACGACCGUUAACUCGCCCGUCUUCUGUCUGCGCCUUCAGCUGAUAUGGUUACCUCGUCAGUCACGACUCAACUUGGAGGACAUGCUUAAUGUUACUCCACUGGAAGGAGUUGGACAAACACAGGAGCCUAACGUUGACCAGCUGCUUACUAAGCUAAGGAGGUUUCAGCAAGAUAAAAGAAUACUGGAAGAGGAACUUGAGGAGGUCAAAUCAUUCAGUGACUCUCUGCGAAAAGAGUUGGCAAAUUUACAAACUGAGGCUUACCAACUUGAGGGCAUCCACAUGGAAAGAGAAGAGCUUUGCAGUAAGCUGCAGUUCCAGUUUGAAGAUUUGGAGCAGGAUUCUGCCAGGCAAUUAAACCAGAGCAAGAAAAGUCAGGAAAUGAUGGAACAGUACAGAUGUGAAAUCCAGGAAUUCAAGCUUAAACACCGGAAACAGAGAAUGAAGUUUGAACAGCAACUUCAUCAGCUGAUAGAGCAGCAUAAGAAUCUGCACUCCAUCUUUACUCCGGAAAGGCUCCCAAUUGAAAUCGAGACCGCUGAGAACAGAAAGCUUCAGCUGGUGUCCGCUGAACAGCUGAAGUUGGCUCAGCUGUACGAGCUCAAGGAGGAGCUUGAAGACGUCGGGAAACAGAAGCAGUCAGGAAAUGUGUGUCAGUCCUAUAUGCGUUUCCCUUUACCUCUACGUGAACACUGUAGACUGACAGGAAGAAGACUCAGGUACAAAUGGACUAAUUAACCCCAAGGUGAAUAUGAGCAACUGUAAGUGGGUGAAUCAAGAGCACAGCAGCACUAAACAGAGCCCAGCGGCAUCUGAUUCACCCUCCUCACCCGUGGGCCUGAGCAGAAUGAAGCAACAGAAGAAUAGCUCGACGUUAGAGGCAUGACAGACUUUCUCCUCCUCACCUGGCAGACUGGAAGGAUAUUCAAACAAACACCACUGCUUUGUUUGUUGUUAUAGAAACCACAGCAAGAAUCAAACUGUAGAAAAUGACACAUGAUGAUGGAGAUUCACCACCCCCCCCCCCGUUCCUCCUUUCGUUAUUAAACUGUUCCGUUGCCUACACACAGGGAUCAGCCUGCCCUGAAUGCACCGUAAACAAAGCCAGUUUGAAACACUAAACCACCACAGGCAGGCAGCUAUUACAGGCAGAUAAAUUCAAUAUUGAGAUGUGCUCGAAUGUUUGCUCACUCAGCGUGUAAACGAGUUCAUUCUCCGCAUUCCUGCAUGAAG